AGGCAGAAGAAGCCUCGCACGCUUUCAGCGCUCUCUGCACCCGCAGGUGGUUCAGCCCGGGAGCAUCGCCCCCCAUCCAGCAGGAGAUACAGCUGCUAUGGUUUUUUGAAUGAAAAUCGCUGUAGGUUUGAGUGAUUCUGGAAGCCCUCGAAUUAAAGGAGCCAUAAUUUCAGGCUUUACAGGUCCUUGCCAAGUCCUUGCCAGGCCUCGUUCGGAACAGCUAGUGUGAUGGUUCAGCAACUGCACCUGCACUGGCGUCUUCUCCAAGCCGGAACUGCCAUGGCAGAGGGGUUCCCCCUCGUGGCAAUUGGGAGGCAAAAAGAAAAUGAGAGGGGCUUCGGACAACCUCUUACACCGGCUGCUCCCACUUUCAUCCCAGCAUGAUCCCAGUUGCUGCCAGAAUAGUUCCAGUUGUUCCCAGUUCCUCCCAGGAUGAUCCCAGGUGUCCUUAGAAUAGUCCCAGUCCCUCUCAGCAUGGUCCCAGCUGUUCCCAGUGUGGUUCCAGUCCCCCCAGUAUGGUUACAGACACUCCCAGUAUAUCCCAGUUGGCCCAGUAAGGUUCUAGUUACUUCAGAAUGAUCCCAGUCUUUCCCAGUUACUCCCAGUUGCCUCCAGCAUGAUCCCAGUUUCUGGCAGUUGCCCAAACUGUGGUCCCAGUUGAUCCCAGUAUGAACCCAGUUGCCCCAGUUGUGGUCUCAGUCCCCUCAGCAUGGUUUGUGUACCUUCCAGUUGGUCCCAGUUGCUCCCAAUGUGUCCACAUUUUCCUCCCAGCAUGGGCCCAGUAGCUCCCAGUAACCCCCAGCCAGGAUCCAUUCACACCUGCUGGAAUCCUAGUGGCUCCCAGGAUGAUCCCAGCUGCACCCAGUCCCCCCCAGUAUGGUUCCAGUCACUCCCAGUAUGAUCCCAGUCACUCCCAGAUCCUCCCAGUAUGAUUCCAGUCAUUCCCAGAGUGUCUCCCUGUCACUCCCAGUGCGGGCCCAGUUGCUCCCAGUCACCUCCAGCAUGGUUCCAGUCACUGCCAGCACCUUUCCAGUCUCUCCCAGUCUGAUUCCACUAUGAACCCAGUCACACUUAGAUAUUCCCAGUACUAUGCCAGUCACUCCCAAUAUGAUGCCAGUCAGUUCCAGUAGAAUCCCAGUAUGACCCCAGCAUGGGCACAGCUGCUCCCAUUAUCAUCCACUGUGGUUCCAGCUGCUCCCAUUUACCCCCACAGUGGUUUAAGUCUCUCCCAGUGUAUCCCAGGUGCCCCCAGCAUGUUCCCAGUCACUCCCAGGUGUCCUCAGUUGCUUCCAGUCUGAUCCCAGUUGCUCAGAGCCACUCCCAGUCACCCUCAGUGCAGUCCCAGUUGCUCCAAGUAAGAUCCAGUAGGAUGGCAGUUGCCCCCAGCAUGCUUCCAGGUGCUUCCCGUUCUUCCCAGUGUGAUCCCAGUUGCCCCCAGUUGUCCCUUGUAUCAUCCCCAUCACUCCCCAUAUGAUCCCAAUCCCUCCCAGCAUGGUCCCAGUCAUGCCCAGUUGCCCCCAGUGUGGUCCCAGUCAUGCCCAGUUGUCCCCAGUGUAGACCCAGUCACUCCCACUCGCUCCCAGUUGCCCCCAGCAUGUUCCCAUCCCCGCUCCUGCCGUGGGCUGCCAGGGCUGCGGGAACAGGGCACUGAGAGUGUCGCUGCUCCUGGGGGAGGAGGAGGAGGGAGGGAAGGAGAGGGAUGAAGAAGUAGAGCCAGAAGGGAUGAAAGUAGAAGAAGAAGGUGGGCUUAGGGAGGAGGAGGACAACGAGGGAUGGAAGAGGAGGCGCGAGAGGAAGAGGAAGAAGAGGGACAAAGAAGAAUCAAGGAAAGGAGAAGGAACCACAAGGUCGAGCACUCCCUGAGUUCUGCAGCCCUACUGGGACCAUCACCCCCCAUCCCACAGGAUUUCCCAUUCCAAACCUUGGCCAGAUGGAGGAGCAGACUGUGAGGAAGAGGAAGAUGUCCCUAAACCCCCAGGCAGACAAGGAGCUGAGGAUGGAGACCAGGGAGGACAAAUCCCCACAGCAGAACCUCAUGGCAGAGGCUGUUUUGAGUGGCUCCAUGGCACAGGAAUCCAACAGGGAGGAAAAUCCUCAGAGAUCCUGCAGGAGGAGGGGCUGCAAAGCCAGCCCAGGGUGCUCUGAGGAGGAAAGACCCACCCUGUGCCAGGAAGGUGGACAAAGCUUCAGCCAGAGCUUGGAGCUAGUGGUCCAUGAGCAGCCUCAUGAGAAGGAGAAACCCUACAAGUGCUUGGAGUGUGGGAAGAGCUUCAGGAAGAGUAGCACCCUGCUCCGCCACCAGAUGAUCCACACCGGGGAAUGGCCCUAUGAGUGUGGGGAGUGUGGGAAGGGCUUCAGCUGCAGCUCAGAACUCGUCAGGCACCAACGCAUUCACACUGGGGAGAAGCCCUACGAGUAUCCUCAGUGUCAAAAGAGGUUUCAGAGCAGCUCAGACCUCCUCAAGCACCAGCGGAUUCACACAGAGGAGAGGCCCUUCCGCUGCCCCGACUGUGGGAAGGGCUUCAAGCGCAACUCCCACCUCAUCAGACACCAGCGCAUCCACACUGGGGAGAGGCCCUAUGAGUGCCCCACGUGUGGGAAGAGGUUUCACACCAGCUCAGAUCUCCUCCUGCAUGAGCGGAUUCGCACAGAUGAGAGGCCCUUCCACUGCCCUGACUGCCGGGAGGGCUUCAAGCAAAACUCCACCCUUGUCACCUACCGGCGCAUCCACACUGGGGAGAGGCCCUACAAGUGUCCCCAGUGUGGGAAGAGCUUCUCCAGGAGCUCUAACUUGACCAGUCACCAAUGGAGGCACCAGUAA
This is a messenger RNA of Vidua chalybeata, 2821 nucleotides long. Its product is annotated as zinc finger protein 239-like. The record is from RefSeq and is a predicted model, not a curated record. The transcript has 5 exons. Lineage: Eukaryota; Metazoa; Chordata; Aves; Passeriformes; Viduidae. Bases 1931 to 2821 code for a protein of 296 amino acids.